This is a messenger RNA of Mauremys mutica (yellowpond turtle), 2914 nucleotides long. RefSeq names its product vitrin (gene VIT). Gene Ontology annotation, biological process: extracellular matrix organization; positive regulation of cell-substrate adhesion. The transcript is spliced from 20 exons. Gene Ontology annotation, cellular component: interstitial matrix. The coding region runs from base 1 to 2487 and encodes 828 amino acids. NCBI's taxonomy places the organism in Eukaryota, Metazoa, Chordata, Testudines, Geoemydidae. The record is from RefSeq and is a predicted model, not a curated record.
AUGCAUAAAUUUGGCCCAGUGGACUCUGCUCAUUCAGAAAAAUCUACAGAGAAUAGAAAGACAAGAUUCUCUCUUGCAAUUGCCAUGCUGGUUACUGAUGUGAAAGACUUGCUCCUUGGCAAGUUCUCACAACAUGUGAUAAGUGGCCACAAUUGCAGCAGUGUAGACAGCAAUGAUCUGAUGGCAGAAGAAGGUUCUGAGGGUUUAGUGCACUUUACUGAACCUGCCGAUUUUGUUGUUCUUGACAUGAAGGCAUCAAUCAUUGCAACCUUUUUUGCUUUGUUUCUGACUUGUACAUAUGCAACUAAAGAAGCCACAAAGAAGAACAAAAAGGCUAAACUAUAUGUACCUGAGAUAGACUGCGACAUCAAAGCAGGGAAGAUAAUCAAUCCGGAAUUCAUUGCAAAAUGUCCACCAGGAUGUCAAGACAUAAAAUACCGUGUUUAUGGCACCGACAUUUACGCUUCUUUUUCCAGUGUGUGCAGUGCUGCUAUUCACAGUGGUACAAUUGACAACUCAGGAGGGAAAAUCCUUGUUCAGAAAGUUGCUGGACAAUCUGGUUACAGAGGGAGCUUCUCCAAUGGAAUCCGAUCCUUGUCCCUACCACGCUGGAGGGAGUCCUUCAUUGUUUCAGAAGGCAAACCAAAGAAAGGUGUGACAUACCCAUCAACUCUUGAAUAUUCUUCCUCAAAAAGCUCACCUGUUAAAACAGAAUCUAAAAAGUCAGCACAAGAUAUAAAGGCUACCAGGAAUACAGACACCUCUAAUGCAUCAGAAAAAUCACCUGAACAAGCCGAUGCACUCCGCAAAGAAUAUCAGACGUCUCCGGGACCAGUACCAACUACACAGGUUACCACAACUCUGAAGCCCACCAUGACUCCAGAACCUAUCAGCACAAGACCAAAGCCAACUACAUCCCCUGCAACAACCAGCACUACAACUGCUAUUACCGCUGCCAAACCUCGAUCUGCAGUGCAUAGGGUCAGGGAUAUAGGUCCUAGCAGUGUCCAUCCAGUUUACUCAGCUGUGGCAGCUGCAGCAUCAAGGCAGGUUCAGGCCGCACAAGGAAGAGGCCAGAAUCAAGCAUCCAGGAGCACUUCACCCUACGCAAGUAACAGAAAUAUUCCUCGAGCCAAUACAGGUAUUCAACGCCAAGAGCCUGUCGCAGCCUUCCGGAAACCUGCCGGGUCUCCAGUCCAUCUCGCUUUGGAAACUGACUUGUGGAAACCUGGAUCAAGCCUUUUUGACACAGGCUUCAGUUCAAAGGAAGAAUUGAAUCCGAAACCUUUGGAGCCAGUUUCCCAGGGAAACCCAAACUGCAAAGUUGAUUUGUCCUUCUUGAUUGAUGGGAGCUGGAGCAUCGGUAAACGCCGUUUUCAGAUCCAAAAACAAUUCCUCAGUGAUGUGGCUCAAGCUCUUGAUGUUGGCAUAGCUGGUCCUCUCAUGGGCAUUGUUCAGUAUGGCGAUGACCCUUCUACAGAAUUUAACCUCAAAACUCAUGCAAACUCCAGGGAUGUGAAAAAUGCCAUUGAGAAAAUUCCACAGAAAGGAGGACGUUCUAAUGUUGGGAAGGCACUUUCAUUUGUUAACAAAAACUUCUUUUUGGAUUCCAAUGGAAACCGAGGUGGAGCACCCAAUGUGGCCAUAGUGCUAGUGGAUGGAUGGCCCACCGAUAAGGUAGAGGAGGCCUCCAGACUGGCAAGAGAAUCUGGAAUCAACAUUUUCUUUGUCACCAUUGAAGGAGCUGAUGAAAACGAAAAACGGAAUGUUAUUGAACCCAACUUUGUGGACAAGGCUGUAUGCAGAACAAAUGGCUUCUAUUCCAUUAACGUGCCAAGCUGGUUCAACCUACGCAAGGUAGUCCAGACCUUGGUGAAGCGGGUCUGCGACACUGAUCGACUGGCUUGCAGCAAGACGUGUCUAAAUUCAGCUGACAUUGGUUUUGUAAUUGAUGGUUCCAGCAGCGUUGGCACUGGCAAUUUCCGCACUGUCCUCCAAUUUGUAGCCAACAUAAGCAAAGAAUUUGAGAUUUCAGACACUGACACCCGUAUUGGAGCUGUGCAGUACACCUAUGAGCAGAGGCUGGAGCUUGGAUUUGACAAACACAGCACUAAGCAAGAUGUUCUGAAUGCUAUUAAGCAAAUCAACUACUGGAGUGGAGGGACCAGCACUGGAGCAGCCAUCAACUAUGCCUCUGAACAGCUCUUCAGCAAAUCCAAACCCAACAAGAGGAAGAUAAUGAUUCUUAUUACAGAUGGCAGGUCUUAUGAUGAUGUCCGAGUGCCAGCCAUGACAGCUCAUCAAAAUGGGGUCAUAGCUUAUUCUGUUGGAAUUGCAUGGGCAGCCCAAGAUGAACUGGAAUCCAUUGCAACAGACCCGGAUAAAGAGCAUUCCUUCUUCGUGGAUGAAUUUGACCAUCUCUACAAAUUUGUUCCUAGGAUCAUCCAGAACAUUUGUACAGAGUUUAAUUCACAACCCCGGAACUGAUGAAAGUAGGCAAAGCAUUAUACUAAUGCUGGGUCACUGGGUGUCAUGCAGAAGAUACACAAAAUGCUAUACAAGUAAUGCCAGCUAUGAGUCCAAGAAAUACUAGAAGAGUUAUUCUCUGGCAUUUUUCAGUUAACAAAGCUGAUUUCAGCUCUAUUCCUUAUGCAUGAUAAAGCUCUGUGUAGACAGGCAUUUUUAUUUUAACUUUUUUGCUGGCUUCAAAACUCUGGCUUGGUUGGAUAGACAAAGACAGUUACAACCCUUGAAAAGAUAAAUCAAAUGACUCAGCUUUGUAGAUUGAAAAUUUGUUUCCAGAAGAGAGGUUUGAAAAGGUUUUUCAGUGUAGAUCCCAGGGACAUUUUCAUUUGGCCUUUGUGUAUUGCAGAAGCUCUCUUUAAAGACAUUCUCUAUCAUAGUGCUUCUCAAA